AUGGCGGCGCUGAGCGGCGGGAAGGGAUGGCUGCGAGCUGCCGGAUCUCCAUGGGGGGGGUCACAGCAGCCAUUCCCCCUCUCCCUGUGUCUGCGUAUCCCCGUAUCCCCGUAUCCCCGUAUCCCGUAUCCCCGUAUCCCGUAUCCCCGUAUCCCUGUAUCCCCGUAUCCCCGUAUCCCCCUAUCCCCAUAUCCCUGUAUCCUGUAUCCCCGUAUCCCUGUAUCCCGUAUCCCCGUAUCCCUGUAUCCCCAUNUCCCUGUAUCCCCGUGUCCCUGUAUCCCCGUGUCCCUGUAUCCCCGUAUCCCCGUAUCCCUGUAUCCCCAUAUCCCUGUAUCCCGUGUCCCUCCCGCCCAGGAGGACGUUAUGUCCGGCUAUGUCCGGCUGCUGCGGCGGCAGGUGGAGCAGGCGUUCCGGAGCAGCCGCAUGGUGGCCGUGUGCCAGUACAACUCCAUGCCGGACGAGGACGUGGUCACCAUGCGCCACUACCUGCGCAAGCACAACAUCGAGGUCAAGUUCGUGCUCAACGAGAUUGUCCGGCCGGUGCUGGAGCAGUCCAAGUACAGGAACCUCCUCCCGCUCUUCGUGUGCCGCAACAUCCUGCUGGUGAGCCCGGAGACCCGGGCCCGGGAGAUGCUGCGGGUGCUGAAGGGAAUCCCACAGGUCAACCUCCUGGGCGCCUGCAUCGACGACACGAUCCUGAGCCGGCGGGGAGUGGAGAACUUCGCCCAGCUGCCCUCCCUGGAGGCCUCCCAGGGGCAGAUGGUGGGAGCCCUGGCCCUCCUGCCCUCCCAGACCUCAUCCCUGCUCCAGCGCGGGCCCUCCCUCCUCACAGCGCUCCUGGAUGAGCACAUCCGCCGGCUCCGGGACACGGGGGCGCCUGGGAAGCCCCCCCAGGAGCAGGGAAAGGGGAAUCAUUGAUGCUGGGCCCUGGGAUCGGCUCCUUCCCCACUGUGGGAGCCCCCCCAGGGCACAGGGAAUGGCUGGCAUUGGGAACUGGCUGCUUCCUUGGAUGUGGGACAUGGUGGGAACCUGGGGAGCACCCCCCGGCCUGGAAUGUGGGAGUUCAGACUGUGGGAAUUGGCUCCUUCCCCAGCUGGGGGGCAUGGGGGAUCCCAGGGAGACCCCCCCAGACUGGGACACAGGGAAUCACUGACGCUGGACCCCGGGAAUCGGCUCCUCCAGCUGCAGGACACAGGGAAUCACUGACUCCAGGCCCUGGGAAUCUGCUCCUCCAGCUGCAGGACACAGGGAAUC
Molecule: messenger RNA, 1254 nt
Organism: Manacus vitellinus (golden-collared manakin)
Lineage: Eukaryota; Metazoa; Chordata; Aves; Passeriformes; Pipridae
Gene: MRPL10
Product: mitochondrial ribosomal protein L10
Exons: 4
Coding region: 1-918 (305 amino acids)
Biological process (GO): translation
Cellular component (GO): mitochondrial large ribosomal subunit
Molecular function (GO): structural constituent of ribosome
Source: RefSeq, a predicted model, not a curated record